GCCGAAACGCUGCCUGGCAGACUAAUCACGGGGAAUAGUAACAAAAGGAUGACGUUGGCUUCUGUGUCCUGUUCCGGUGGCGGAAGAUGGCUGACGGUGGACCCAUAACAGCGAGAAGAUGCGACUCCAGCUCUCUGUCCUCUGUGAGUAUGGACACCAUCUCUGCCCUGACGGAGCUGGAGGACCUGGAGAAAAUUUACCAGCAGCUCUGCGAGGAGGAGAAGGAGGUGGAAACAGAGCUGGACAGACUGGUAGGGCAGGAGGGGGCCAUUCACACCAAAAUGCUGGCACUACACAGGAUGGGACCCAACCUCCAGCUGAUUGGAGGAGAUGCCAGCCAGCUGUCGGGCAUGAUCACUUUUACCUGCAGCCUGGCUGAAAACGUCAGCCGUAAAGUACGACAACUAGACCUGGCAAAGACGCGGCUAUAUAACGUCAUCCAGCGUGCCGAUGAUAUCCUCGACCUGAAAUUCUGCACAGACGGGGUGCAGACAGCUCUGCGUAAUGAAGAUUACGAACAGGCUGCUGCUCACAUCCAUCGAUACCUGUCUCUGGACCAGUCCGUUAUCGAGCUGAGCAGGCAGGGAGAAGAAAGCAGCGCUGUGGACGCCAGUCUGGUCCUACUGCAGGAAGCAGAGCAGAAACUAAAGGUCAUUGUUGCAGAGAAGCUUGAUGAAGCCGUAGCAGCAGUCGACCUGGCACAGGUGGAAAGGUUUUUCAAGAUCUUCCCUCUUCUUGGCCUCCACCAGCAAGGCCUCGCUCGAUUUGGCCAGUAUCUCUGCAGUCAGCUUGCCUCCAAAGCUGAGGAGAACCUGCUGCUAGCGACUGGAGCAGAUCUGGGUGAGAAGAGAGCUCUGCUGAUAUUUGCAGACACGCUAACGCUGCUGCUGGAAGGUAUCGCUCGCAUUGUGGAGACCCAUCAGCCAAUAGUAGAGACGUACUACGGUCCAGGCCAUUUGUACACGCUCAUCACUCACCUGCAGCAGGAAUGUGAUCGCCAGGCCCAGAAAAUAGUUGACAGGUUCAUCCAGCAGAGAGGAUACCACACCAAGUUUCAGGUCGUCCAAAGCAGCAUGAUGAAGAGUGUUCCAGGGGAGAGGAUCGAGCCAAGGGAGCUGGAUCCCGUCCUGGCAGAAGUCACUCUGAUGAACGCGAGGGCGGAGCUCUACUUGCGCUUUCUACGUCGCCGCGUGAUGGCCGACUUUGAAGUUGGGGACGCUCAGAGCAUCACGCAGGAGCAUCAGCAGAACGUGGAGAAGCUGCUGAAACACUGCCUACUGAGCACAACGAUGCAGGAGCUGAUUGGUUAUUACAUUCCCAUGGAAGAGUACUACAUGAGAGAGUCUGUCAACAAGGCUGUUGCUAUGGACACAUACGAAAAGGGACAGCUGACCAGCAGCAUGGUGGACGACUGUUUCUACAUUGUGAAAAAGUGCAUCAGCAGAGCUUUAUCGAGUUCCAGCAUCGACUGCCUCUGUGCGAUGAUCAACCACGCCAACUCCGUGCUGGAGUCUGACUUCAGGGAGGUGUUGUAUAACAAGCUGCGGCAGGGCUUCCCAGCUACAACACUGCAGGACAUCCAGCGUGGUGUCAGCAGCGCGGUCAGUCUAAUGCAGAGCAGCUUACAGCAGGGCAAGUUCAACACGCUUGGCAUCGAGAGCACCGAAGACGCCAAGGCUGCGUUCCUGGUGACCCUGAAUAACGUCGAGGUGUGCAGUGAGAACAUCACAACUUUAAAGAGGAACCUGGAGAACGACUGCUCCAAGUUGUUCAGUCAGGGGGUCGGCUCUGGAGAGCAAGCCAAGAUUGAGAGCUGUUUGUCCGACCUUGUCAGCACGUCCACAAAGUUCAAAGAUCUAUUACAGGAGGGUCUGACGGAGCUAAACACAACAGCCAUAAAGCCUCAGGUCAAACCCUGGAUCAGCAGCUUCCUGUCCAUCUCACAUAACAUAGAGGAGGAGGAGUUUAAUGACUAUGAAGCUAAUGACCCCUGGGUGCAGCAGCUCAUCGUCAACUUGGAGCAGCUGAUGACAGAGUUUAAGAUGGCCCUCUCCCCGGUCAUCUACGACACGCUGACCAGCCUGAUGACCAGUCUGAUAGCUAUUGAAAUGGAGAAGACGGUCCUCAAAUGCUCGUUCAGCAGGCUCGGGGGGCUCCAGUUCGAUAAAGAGCUCCGGUCUCUCGUGGCGUACCUCACAACCGUGACAACGUGGACCAUCAGAGACAAGUUCGCUCGCCUCACACAGAUGGCCACCAUUCUCAACCUUGAGCGGGUAACUGAGAUCUUGGAUUACUGGGGCACUAAUUCAGGUCCCCUGACGUGGCGACUGACGCCGGCAGAGGUGCGUCAGGUCCUGGCGCUCCGCAUCGACUUCCGAAGCGAGGACAUCAAGAGGCUGCGGCUGUAACCCUCUGGUGUGCGGGUGCCUUCGAUUGCUGUGAGACUUUUCACUGCAGAACUCUGUUUGCAUUUCUGUGGAGUACGGACAAGCUGAGGAUUUCUUUUUAUCUGAAUUAGUUGGGGGGUUCAGACCUUCUGCUCUUCACCCCUGACUGAUGACAGUCUAUAUCAUUAUAGCCGGGCUUUUAUGGGGCAGGGAUUUUGACGAAUUUGAUAGGAAUUAACUGUAAAAUAUGAGAACGUUCUGUUAAAUGUUUAAUUAAAAGCGUGACUGUGUAA
Molecule: messenger RNA, 2680 nt
Organism: Neolamprologus brichardi
Lineage: Eukaryota; Metazoa; Chordata; Actinopteri; Cichliformes; Cichlidae
Gene: cog4
Product: component of oligomeric golgi complex 4
Biological process (GO): retrograde vesicle-mediated transport, Golgi to endoplasmic reticulum; Golgi organization
Cellular component (GO): COG complex
Source: RefSeq, a predicted model, not a curated record